GAUAUUUUUUUUGGAUUUCUCAAAAUCCACUGGCGACAGACUGAGGACCGUAACCUGUUUAAGAUAUCAAAAAGCCCACAGGCAAGCGCGCCAUCGCGAUGCAUCUCGCCUUGAUCUAAUGAAACUAAAAUUUCAUUCAAUCUUUAUCUAAAGUUUGCUCGUUCCAACUUCAUUAGAUAAGAAUCGUCUGUAAACAAAUCUGUCUGCACAAAGCUCGAGACUCCUACUCCCCUUCGAAGAGCAGAGUGGGAUUUCCAAAGAGCGCCCAAUUCACGCACAUUUCGUCUUAUCAUCUGAGGAACAGUGCGUUAGCCGCGAAGGAGAAUGUUGUACACGCGACCUGAGAGCACCUGACUGGAACCAGCUAUAGCCGGGCACGCGCCUUCUGAUAACAGAAUUUCCUUCCAGGGGACGAGGAAGAGAGCGAGUCGGCAAAAAGGACAUUCUCCUCCAGGCAGGGGUGGAAGUUAGAUUUUCUCUUUGCAGGCUUGUAUCUUAUCUCUUCGCGUGAUGAGCCCGUGAUAUCAGGUCGGGAAUCCGAGGAACAGGGGCUCCAGUGAGCGUUCGUGUACGACGUGAGCAUUUACUUCGAGCGAGAUUAAGUUGCCCCAGUCCCAGCCUCCGUGCGCUACCCGCGACCCGCGCGCAGGUUGUUAAUAGUUCAUCGCUGCCGCAGUGGCUGUGUGCCAUCGCAGGUUCAGCUUCAGUUCCUUUAACGGUUCGGAGGUGUUUGGUCCAAGUUGACGUCACUCACGACACCGAUCGCGAUAUUACGUCGCUUACGCGUUCACGAUACUACCUGGACCGCGUUGAUUUGAAUGCGAUCCGAUCCCACGCUGGGCGCCAACCGGGCUUACCCUUUGUUUCCGGAGUGCCGCGUUCAGUGAGUUGAGGUCCAGGUGCAGUGACCUUGCAACCAAGUGACUCGUCCAGGACGCUGGUGGCCGCGAUUCCAGGCAGGAUUUAAAGGAUUUCUGCUGCUGCGAUUUUUUUUCGCGAUUCGAGGAUAAUUUCCGAAUGACGGUCGGCCUUGAUGUUAGUGGGGUGACCUUGCGUGAUUUUUAAUUUUGCUCAGUUUGGGUUUAUGUAACGUUUUUAGUAGAAUUAUCGCAUUUUUCCCUUUUUUUGUGAUUUUAUUUGAAUUAUAUUUUACUAAACAAAACCUGGUCCUUUUGCAGUAAUUUUAGUGCGGAUUCGUUACCCGGCGAGUGCGAGAUGUAAAUUGAAGUGGCGAAUUUGUGUUUGUGGAUUUUACGUGUGAAGUCAAGUGUGCAGGAAAGAAUUGAAUUUCAUUUUGGCAAAAACAAGUGCUUUCAGUGAGUAAAUUUUUUAAAGGAAAUUGUGAAGUUCACUCAGAUGAACUACCCCGACUUGGAUAUUUUGCGAACUUUGAGCAAAACAGAUUCGACUUUAAGAAGCAACAGAUUUAGCGAAGGUUCUGAACGAGGUAAAGCCAUCAUCGCCUUUAAAUUUGACUAUCAUCAUUGGAUUUUACACCACACUCUAAGCACUCUGAGCUGUCAAGGGGUUUUAUAGGUGUUUUCAUAUCAGACAUUCGUCGAGGACGCCAGUACUAGAAAUUGCUGAGACACCUACAUCAACUGUAUCUGCGAUAAAAUAAACAGGAAAUUCCAUUGUUAUCAGCCUCUACUGUUACCGCCAGAAUGAUUGCUAAAUGGAUUUAAUGAUAUGAAAUAAAUCGUAAAGGGUGGAUUCGUCAUCGAGGAAAAGAAGAAAAAGUGAGGAAAUAGCAAUCAAGGAACAAUAAGAAAUCACAGGCCUAUAUAGCCACUGUAAACCAAGGUGGCAAAGAAAGCAUCGAAUUGGAAUAGAAAGAAUUCAUUGUGAUUGGGGCUAGUUUAGAUAAAUACUCGUACAAGGAUCAAUUUUAAUGAUUAAACGAAGUGGAUAUUAGUUUCGCUGGAAACGAGAACAUAGUGGAGUUAAAAUUGGAUACUACUUUAGCACGCCGAUGGCAUCUGUCGAGCAGGUUAGAUAAGCGUAGGGAGCUCCGAAUCUCCAGAUAAGAGCGCAAAGAAGUGAGUGGAAGAUUUCAAGUUGCAAGGAAGGAUUCAAUCGAAGGCAAAAAACCAUGUAGAGACUACAGUCAAACACUUCUCUUCCCAUCAUUGACCGAUUGGAGAAGAGAAACUCGCAGAGGGGAUAGGACGAAAGGAUAUUUUGAGAGCUAAAAUGAACUUCAUUUUUAGUUUCCUCCCUGGCAUGAAUUGCUCAAGCGAUUUCCACUUUAUUAUAUGAAUGAAAUCAAUGAGAGUGCAGGAACCCCAAGAAACGCGAAAGCUGUCAGAACGUCGUCCUGAACGUUUGGAGAUCCUACGAUAGGGGGAACUACAUAAACUAUGGCACAGCAACGAAACACUUAUAAGAUAAUAUUUUUUCCAAUUAUUCUGAUACUUGUGCGGAUAGCAGAUUGCGGCAAACCAUCGGUAACUAGUAGCGAUCGACACACUACCGGGCAACGAUUCGCCAUGGAGCCACAGGAUCAAACAGCCAUUGUCGGUUCAAGGGUGACUUUACCCUGCCGCGUGGUGGACAAAGUGGGGUCACUACAAUGGACGAAAGAUGAUUUCGGAUUGGGAGAGCAUCGAAACUUAAGUGGUUUUGAUAGAUAUUCAAUGAUUGGAAGCGACGAAGAGGGAGAUUUUUCGUUGGACAUUUAUCCUGUUAUGCUGGAUGAUGAUGCGAAAUACCAGUGCCAGGUGGGACCAGGACCUAAAGGACAACCUGGGAUACGUUCGAGAUUUGCAACUCUCACAAUACUUGUGCCGCCCGACCCACCGAAGAUUGUCCAAGGCGACUUUCUUGUAACCACAGAAGACCGAGAAAUCGAAUUGGAAUGUAUUUCUGUAGGUGGAAAACCAGCUGCUGAGAUAACAUGGAUAGAUGGCCUGGGCAACGUCCUCACCAAGGGCAUCGAAUAUGUUAAAGAGCAACUUGCUGAUUCCAGAAGAUUUACAGCCAAGUCCAUACUAAAGUUAACGCCAAAAAAGGAGCACCACAACACAACAUUCACCUGCCAAGCACAAAACACAGCAGAUAGAACGUAUCGUUCUGCGAAACUGCUAUUGGAGGUGAAAUACGCACCCAAAGUUGCUGUGUCAGUAAUAGGAGGUGCAUUGGCAGGAGGCCGUAUCCCUGAGGGAUCCGAGGUGCGGCUUUCAUGCCAUGCUGACGCCAACCCGAACGAUGUGAACUAUCGAUGGUAUAUCAAUGACGAGAUUGUCAUGGGGGACUACACUACCGAGAUGAUCAUUCAUAACGUCUCGCGGAAGUACCAUGAUGCCAUCGUAAAAUGCGAAGUCUACAAUGCCGUGGGGAAAAGCGAGGAAAGCGAGACCCUGGAUAUCAGCUAUGGUCCUAUUUUUCGCCAAACUCCAAAGUCAGUGGAGGCAGACAUCGGUUCAACUGCUUCACUGGUGUGUGACGUCGAUGGAAAUCCUGCGGCUGAUAUUGUUUGGAUUAGCGAAGCAACAGAGAGGGUGGUCGGCACAUCACCGAAUCUGACAAUCACCGUAACAGAGGAGACAGCUGGACGCUAUUUUUGCAAGGCAAGCGUAAUGGGCUUCACAGAAAUCGGAUCCGAAGCUACAAUCUAUUUGAAGCGUCCACCGACAAUAACAUCGAAAAGCAUACAAUUUGGAAUUGUUGGCGACAAUGCCCGAAUCGAAUGUGUAGCCUUUAGUGUCCCUAGAGCGAAACAUGUGGCGUGGACGUAUAAUGGUCGCGAAAUAAAUACCAGUUCCGACUUGGACUACUCAAUCCUGGACGAUCCAAUGCUAGAAGGCAUCAAGUCAACGCUUAUCAUUCGCGAAAGUCAGCCUAGGCACUUUGGACGCUACAACUGCACCGUCGUUAAUGACUAUGGCAGUGACGUGCUCGAGAUUGAUUUUAUAGCUCAAAAGAGCCUUCCACUACUGAUGAUUGUCGUUGGAGCUAUUUCGUCCGUGGCCAUAGUAAUGAUGGUCAUUAUUUUGCUCCUGUUGUACCUUAGGCGCGGUAAGAAGAAGUUACCUCCGGCCGAUGUAAUUCCAGCCGAUCAUCAAGUGAACGAGAAAGGUUGCAAGGAGAGCGACCGGUCAUCGAACAUUAGUGAUUUGAAAGUAGAUAUUCGAGCGGGAUCCUGCGAACCUGACUAUUCAGAAACAUGUUCGGGAACGGGCAGUAUAGCAACUCGAUUAGCAGCCAAUGUCCUAGGCUCGACUGGCGGAAGUAGUGAAAGUGGAGGCAACGUAGGUGGAGUGCAACUGGCUGGUCCAGUGAAAAUUCCAAAUGAUUACCGAUAUUCUGGAGAUUACUCGGAUAGUCUGGCACAUUUGCAGCAGCAACCACAUCCUCAUCCUGCCUCGACGACGACGAGCGUGACGAAACCCGGUAUCGGCGGCGGAGGUGGCCAGCAGAACAAUGGCUACGUACCAUAUGUGGACUACGCUCGUGAUUAUAGUCCACCGGCACCCAAACAACAUCCCAAUAUGCGAACAGGCAACAAUAAUAACAAUUCCAGUAAUAGUAAUAGUCUAAGCAAUACAACAAUAACAAUGUCAGCGGCACAUAUGAACGGCCAAGUGCCGUCCGGAAAUUUAAGUUUAACGAGAAACCGAAAUGAUCUCCGACAGGAUAAUGGACUUCCUAACAUGCAGAGCAGUUUGAAUUCAUUACAGAAUGGACUAUUGGGUCAAUCGUUGAUCCAGAAUGGCCUAAGUAUAGAUCCUCGAUACAGCGCUGCUUAUGGCAAUCCAUAUCUUCGUACAUCGAAUUCGUCGCUUCCACCGUUACCACCUCCGAGCACGGCCAACCCGGCUGCGACACCCGCCCCGCCGCCCUAUCACCGGGCCACCCAACAAAAUCAGCAACAAUCUCAAUUAUUAAACAAUAACAACGCCACUAAUAAUAGUAUUAUCUGUUUAGGUAGCAGUAGUAGUUUAUUACUUGGUAAUACCAGCACAUUACCGUCACAAUCACCCCUUCAGACGCAGCCAAUUCAACAACUAGCGCAACAGCAAUUGCAGCAACAGCAGCUACAGGCCACGCAGCAAACGCAACCCCACAUGGCAGCUAGUCCGUCAGGACAAUUCAUACUUCCAGCUAACGGCAAUCUGAAAAAGGGUGCAUUAGCGACGCAUGUUUAAUAUUAAGUCAAUCUAUUUUUGAGAGCAUUCAAAAUCAUGUCAAAGUGUUUUUACUUUUAUAGUAAUUUUUAGCAUAUCAUGUUAAAUUAUGUAAUUUGUGAAUUAUAUCCUGCAUUUAGUGUUAAUAUUGUAAAAAUUGUAAAAUACUUUCCGAAUUAAUUCUAAAGAGAAGCCUAGGUACCUACACAUUUCAGUGUCACAAUUCUCAAGAAAUGAAAAGAUGAGCAGGCGUUUCCUGUGCCAACCGUAUUAUCGGGAAACGUUAUCAAGUAAUAUAUUUACUGAUCAAAUAUCAUUCCCCUGUAGGAGGUGCAUACAUAUUCGAUUUUUAAUUUAAAUUUAAUAACUCUCAUUUGACAAACCCCGAAUUCCUUUCAGUAUAGAAAAAAAUGUUCAAGCUGAAUCCUCCCAUUUUCGCAACUAGAUGAAUUAUUGAAAAUUCAAUCAGAUAUCAAUCAAAAAUAGCUAAAAGUUGUUAAGGCCUUUGAUUGCAUUUCGAGCCUACGCAUGUACGGAUUUCUAUCUAUUCUAAAAUUGGCAAUGGAAAUGCUUCGAUGAAAGGAGACCAGGGCGAGGUCGUUGUAUUAAUAAAUAUCAGUUAUUGUAAAAUAUGUAUUUUAUGUUCAGCAUCCAUAUGUGGUAAUAAAUUUGAAACUAUAAAAACUCAAUAAAAAUUCAUUAAAGUCUACACAGAGAAAAUCGUAAAAUUGGAAUUAAAAAUAGCCAAAAAAAAGUAAUGAGAGUAUAUCUAAGCGAAAUCACAAUUAAAAUGACGAAAAAAGAAAUGUUGAAGAGUGGCCUUAUUAAAAUUAAACUGAAAAUUGAAAAAAGAAUUAAACUACUUAUUAAACACUUGAUCGUGCGCUAUGAAAUCAUUCUGGAUCUCAGAUUUUAAUGUAGAUGCUUCUAAACGAGAUAUAACUUCGAAAUCUAUUUGAUGUUCAUUGAAAAUAUUGCUAGUGAAAAUCCAGAGCGUAAAAAAAACAAAUUUCACUGUAGAAAAACGAAAAUAUUUAUUAAAUGUUUUUCGAGGAAAGGGAGAAAGCAUAACGUGCACAAAAAAUAACGCAAAUUGAGUGUUAAAGCAUUAUAAUCCCCAAAGUUUUAAUUGGAUCAUUCAAACUGGGAUAUAUUCAUGUACGUGUUGAAGCGAUUUAUUCCGAAAGAUAUUCCUGGAAAUAAUUCUCAUUUUUAUGCAGUUUGAGUGCUAUUCUGCAGGAUUUAAAUAUAGUAUGAAGGGAAUCGACGAGGCCACUCAAUUUGAUCGCUUGAGUUUACGUACUCAAUAUUUUGGAUUGAAUUCAGUUGAUCCACUCGAAACGUCGAAGUAGAUAAGAGCAAAUAAUAACCUUCGUUUGCCCAGAAUUCCUUUAAAAUUCACAAUAAUUUUUUUCAUACGCAUUUAAAUGUGAAACGGGACAUCAUCAGAUACAAACCAUUUGUUAUUUUGCAUCCAAUUUUCCCAUUCUAGUUGCCCCGUCAAGCUUUAAAUGGGAAAAUGAAAGGAAGAAUUUUAUUAUGCUCAAAAUCCAAAUGGGGAAUGGGCGGUUAAUUGAAUAGUUUUCAACGAAUUCCCUCCGUCAUAUCUGAGUGGAUAAUUUACACAAUAUAAAUGUAGUAAUUUUUUUCAAAUUGAAUGCAAUUAGUUCACGGUUUGGCUUGCAAUAUAAAUUUCAUUGGAAUAACAAAAGCUUCAAUAUGAACAAAUGAUUUCAAAGUAUGAUGACAGCUGAAUAUGCACUUGUAUA
Messenger RNA from Hermetia illucens (black soldier fly), 6895 nucleotides. Its product is annotated as irregular chiasm C-roughest protein-like. Gene Ontology annotation, molecular function: cell adhesion molecule binding. The transcript is spliced from 17 exons. Lineage: Eukaryota; Metazoa; Arthropoda; Insecta; Diptera; Stratiomyidae. The record is from RefSeq and is a predicted model, not a curated record. Gene Ontology annotation, biological process: cell-cell adhesion. Bases 2361 to 5147 code for a protein of 928 amino acids. Gene Ontology annotation, cellular component: cell-cell junction.